GUAGGCUCUGAACUCGCUUGACGGCAAGGCUGCCCGAAGUAAAAGAACUGCCCGACUCCAUCUCUGCUUCUUCGGCAAAGUCCAACCGUCUCUCUUUUGCUUUCGUCAGUCGCACUCAAUUCUCCAUCUCCUGAACCUCCACAACAACUACCCUCUCUAGGCAAUCCGAGCAGAAUCGUCUCUUUCCUUCGCCUUUACUCCCUUCCCAGUACCACCGUACCAUCACCAUGAGCGAUGUAUUUGAAGGAUACGAGCGCCAGUACUGCGAGCUCUCCGCCAAUCUCUCUCGGAAGUGCAGCUCCGCUUCCGUUCUCCCCGAAGGAGAGGAGAGGAGGGAAAAAUUAUCGGAGAUAACAUCUGGAAUCGAAGAGUGCGAUGCCUUGGUCCGGAAGAUGGAUCUUGAGGCGAGAAGUUUGCAGCCGAGUGCCAAGGCCAUGCUUCUGGCUAAGCUGAGGGAGUACAAGUCCGAUCUGACUAAGUUGAAGAGGGAAUUCAAACGGGUUGCGUCCGGGAAUUCUAAUCAAGCUGCACACGAGGAGCUGCUGGAAUCUGGAUUGGCCCAUCCUAAUGCGGUGUCUGGAGAUCAAAGAGAAAGAUUGACUAUGUCAAUAGACAGACUAAAUCAGUCAAGUGAUAGAAUUAAGGACAGUAGAAGAACCGUGCUGGAGACAGAAGAACUUGGUGUCACGAUUCUUGAAGAUUUGCACCAACAGCGCCAGACGCUGCUACAUGCACAUAACAAGCUGCAUGGGGUGGACGAUGCCAUUGACAAGAGCAAGAAGGUGAUAACAUCCAUGUCUCGGAGAAUAUCCAGAAACAAGUGGAUCGUUGGCUCGGUCAUUGCCGCCCUUGUGUUCGCAAUCAUACUCAUAAUCUCCUUCAAGGUCUCUCACUAGCUUCGCAUUAGCAGCCAUUACUCUGUGUUUGUGCAAAAGUUGUACUAUCUGUACUCUAGUAUUGCAUAUUUCAUGUCGUGUAUAGAAUCCCUCUGAGACUCUCUGAUCU
Linum tenue is the source of this 1005-nucleotide messenger RNA. NCBI's taxonomy places the organism in Eukaryota, Viridiplantae, Streptophyta, Magnoliopsida, Malpighiales, Linaceae. The record is from the annotation of a GenBank genome assembly.